AUGAAGGAUAUCUCAGGGAAUCUGAAGCGACAGGUGACAUUUUGGAAUGUUGUUUUGAAAAAAGCAGAUUUUUCUGUAAGAAAAUAAACGUUGCAGGCCCCGGAAGAAACUGUCAACGACGGACGCACAGAGGAAGGCGUUCAGAAUGGGCUGGAGGGAAUAAUGCGUGAGAACAUGCAAGAGAAGAUCAAUGUGAGUUGUCAAGGCAAUUUCUUAGUAUAAAAAUCUUCAUUUUCAGAUCGCGGAAAAAGCAAACGUGGAGGACAUUAUGGGAAAAAUCAAGAAGAGCAAAGAGAAGAUCGUGGAAAAGACUCAUGAGCAGGACACUUUGGCGCUGUGGUUUCAGCUUUCUCGCAACUUCCCGUCCGCAAAUAAGGAGUCUAUUUUCCAAGCCGCUCACUCAGAUCCGGCAAUGGUCGCACACGGUCUGGAGAAAGUUAUUCAACUCGAGACUCUGCCCGAGAACAAUGCUGACGAAAUUCAUCGUGAGAUGAACUCUUUUUUUGUGCAGAAGAUGUCAAUAGGAAACAAAGAAGAGCUGGAGGACAGACAAGAGGAUCUUGGGAAAGCAGCAAUGUUCGAGAAGUAUCGUGCAAUCUUGGAGAGCGCAGCGAACGAUACUUCCAUUCUGAACUAUGCUCUGGGCUUCGUGCCUAAUCGUAAUAACAACGAUUUGAUGGUCGUCAGAAGAAUGAAUAUUAGAAGCGAGUACGACAGAACCUUGUGCUCCGAUGCCGUCAAGAAAAUGAAUGGCCACCUUUUCAACCAAUACAACGCCCAGGAGUCGGACAAAGCCUUCGUUAUUGCGAAUUUCUUUGGAAAAUCCCCCGACGCGAUCAUGAUCCAAACUUUCGUGGACAUGCAAAACUCCCAAAAUUCUAGUGCAAUUCCGUCCAGUCCAAUGGCGUUUGUUAUCGGACAGCGUGCUGCCUAUGCUGGGGACUACCGGGAGCUUCUGCACGUGGAAGGAAAUGCGGCCGUCGUUUCUGCUUUCCAGCAUAUUGUCAAAAUGGAGGUGAAUCAUUCGUAA
Molecule: messenger RNA, 1030 nt
Organism: Caenorhabditis sp. 36 PRJEB53466
Lineage: Eukaryota; Metazoa; Nematoda; Chromadorea; Rhabditida; Rhabditidae
Source: the annotation of a GenBank genome assembly